Molecule: messenger RNA, 9947 nt
Organism: Amoebophrya sp. A120
Lineage: Eukaryota; Dinophyceae; Syndiniales; Amoebophryaceae
Source: the annotation of a GenBank genome assembly
AGGCCCCAAGAAUUUCGAAACUUUUGUAUACUGAGUAUCAUUUAUUUUCGUGUGCAUGGAUUGCUAUUUUUCCUCUUCGUAUUUCAGCGUCGCAAACGAAUCGUGUAGAAGAAGUAAAGUUCUUGCGAAGGACUAGUAUAUGAAGAAUUCGUGAGCAUGUAUCAACCUUCAUCUAUGUUGACAUAAACCGUAAAAAUAAGAAGUACUAACUUCGUUGUCCGCAACAUCGAUGCUGGUCAUGACACCUGACAGCAUGAUGAAGGACGAGUACGUAGAAUCUACUGAGGGCACGACUAUGAGAGAUGCUCAUCACGUUGGAGAGGCGAGGGAAAUCGAAAUCAGAGGGAGGAGUUGGAGUAGAGCACCUGGCGGUACUAAAGGUCAUCUUUUCAUCCGCUCUGUCUGCACCAGCGUCGUCGUAUGUCGUGCAGUGAAAAUAAAGAAAGAACCUUCUCAGAACUACAAGUGUUGUACUAGGAGGGAAAAAUUUAUUACUUCCACUACAACUACGAGGACACAACUGUCGCGGUCCUCUCGUGAAGAUCGAAAUAAGAACUACAGCUUGUUGAAAAUAAAGAUUAUAAACCGGCGGAAAAAGAAAAUAAACGACGGGUUCUCGUCUUCACUUUCUAGCAGCUUUUUUUUCGCAGCUAUCCAAUUUGUUUUCCGACAAAUUAUCCUCAUUAUGUCCUCUGGUCCGAUGAAUGUCACGUGCACGUGGCGCAACGUCACGGAUUAUCAAAUGUAGAAAUGUCUGGGUCUGGAAGAAUGCAACUUGUCAUGCUAAAUCUGAAUCAGGCAAAAAACUGUGUUGCAUGAUUGCCAAAAGUUGUACACUUUUGACCUAAUCGAGAGGCAGUUUCUCAUGCGGGAUAGGCAUUGGAAAGGUUUCGCAGAAUCUGUCAUGCUAUGUCCUACAUACCAGACCUCAUGGGUUAUGGAAAAACUGCAUGACAAAUCUGGCAAUCUUCCAGACCCAGACAUUUUUACAAUCCAUACGGAUGAGAUCAUCCUGGACGCGGUUUUCGGCUCGAGUCUGGCCAUAUGAACUGCAAAAGUAUUGUACUCGUAGGAAUUAUCGCAGUCACGCAUUACAAAUGAUUUUCUUAUGUGAACCCGCAUUGCAAAAUUUUAUUUCUCAUGCUGAGGAUAUUUGUCAUGCGAUUCAUACUGGUGCGAUACUUUUGCAAUGCAUAGGCCACCGAAUUCCGCAUGGACCCGAGGUUUUUUACCACCGAGGAUAGCGGCGGAAAUAGUACGACGACCGCGUUGCGCGAGUUGGAGGAAGGCGGAGAGGCUGGUGGUGGUACAAGUUCUUCCGCAGGAGGACAACUGGCAUCAUCGUCGUCCGCAGGACCAGGGGCGACUACAUUAGAAGAAGCAGCACCUGGUGGUGGUCCGGAACGAAAGUCAAUAUCAGGCUCAGCUGGCUCGUCUGGGAAUGAUAUUACCACUAAUGCUCAGACAAAGACGUCAUCUUCAACUUCAUCUUCUUCUUCACGGGCGGGAGGCGCUCUAGUUGACGGGGUGGUACCACGGGAAGUAGUGGAACAGAAUAGUCAAGAACAUGGCGGCGAGAAGAUGUCGCCCCUCACUUCUGGCGCGCCGGGAAUAAAGUCCAGCAGUAGUAGUGCUAGUACCAGUGGUGCUUUAGAUUCGACAACGUCCUUUGGAGGAAGCAGCGACUCAACACGACCCUCCGCAGGGACAACUACUUCUGAUAAUGUCUUCAAGCGAGGUAGUAGUUCAUCAACAGCACUUCCCUCCCCUACCUCUCUGCAGCAAGACUACUACUACCCCCAAAACAAAUUGUUCCGAGCAGGCGACGUGGAUAUAAAUCUGCAGGGAAGUAGUAAUAGUAGAAUACACGACGUCAACUUCAACACUGCGGGAAACAGCUACUUUCGUCAGUACAAAAGACCCCGGAUCGAGAUUAACGAAAAACGAGCUUUCGACUGGACGCCCUUCAACCCGCCGAAGAUUGUUCAUCAAGCUACAUCGGCAAGCAGUUCUUCUAGUACAGGGGCUACUACAGAUUCGACCCCUGCGUCAACCAGUGGGAACACCCCGCCAGGAGUACUGCUGACGACCAAAGGAUCACAGCUGAAACUGCCAUUUGGAGUCGGGUUGAACCAGCCGAAAGCUUCUACGUCUGAAGGAGCUACUACUUCUUCGUCCUUUUGGCCACCAUCGUCAUCGUCAUCAUCACCAUCUUCAGCCACGACUUCAUCCUCGUCCACUGGUGGUGUUGUCCCCGGAACCGGCGCAGCGACAAGCAGUAGGAGCUCUACUUUCUCUACUGCUCCCACUUCGACUGGCAGAUUUGUUUCAGAAUACGAGAAAGAGCAAAGCGAUUUUUUUCUCAACAACGGCGGAACUGGAAACAGCAAUAAAUUCGCACCAGCUGCACACAACUACAAUAAGCAGAUUGAAAUCCGUCCGGGGCGAUAUGACGUGGAGAUCAUGAAGCAAUCAGACGCUUAUCAAAUCAUCAAGGAAUCUCGAGCGGACACGACGUUUCACCCGCAGUCGUUUUGGAGAACGAUACCGUGGAAAAGACGGAAGGGGCAGAUGAUGAUGAGCACUUCCAAGCGGUUUGAAGCGAAUCUUUUGCUAGAUGACAUUGGAGGUGGAUCUUCAGCAGCGUCAACUACCAUGAAAAACCUGCAAAUCGGGGGCAGUAGCAGCAGCUCUUCGAUACCCGCGGCCUUGCUGCAAGACGGGCACAGUGCAUCAAAUACGCCCACAACGUCUACUAGUGCAGCUGUCGUUGAGGAUUAUAGUGCAGCUUCUUUGUCCUCGUUAACGACCACAGAAGAACUCGACCCCGAGCAGUCUUCUACUUCCGACCGGUUACUCCAAGACAGCAGCAACUCCACCGAUUCCGGCGACACGUUUCAAUUCCCAACCAACGUACAACAACCGACAACGACGACCACCACUACCACCACCCCCUGGCCGGGGCCGAGCUAUGACAGUAUUACCUCGCAUCCACAGUACGACGCGGAAAAGAUUUACGACUGGUUGAACCCCCGAUUGCACGAGGCACAGAACAAAAACGAGCCAACGCUGGUGAUUCAAAACACGGACUACCCUCUCGCCGCGUUCCGCUGUUACGGACCAAACGGCUUUGUCGCGAGCACAAGUACGACCACAACGACCACGAGGUUCAGCACUUCUUCCUCCUCGGGAAGCAGCUCCGGUUCUGUUCAGAUCGGCGCCAGCGUUGCGAGCGCGCCGAGGAGAUCCUUGGAGCAGCUGCUUGGGAUAAAAACUACUACCGAGAGAACAAAAUCUUCUUCUUCUUCUUUCGCAGAAAAUAAUUAUAACUCGCCGUGGUUCUACAACGACCCAGAUGAUGUUCAGCGGUACAGCUACCCGGAGGAGGAUUCUUUCAGCUACUACUACGCGGAUCCAAACAAUCUAAAACACGGUCGCUACCUCUUCGGCCACACGGCGGCAGACCGGGCGUCGCAAAUGCCGGUGGGCGAGUCCGCGCCCCCCGAAGACCCCUCAGAUGGGGACUGGUCGGUGAAUGCAACGCACGGCUACAAGCCGCACUGUUUGCGGGAGCGGUGUUUGCAAGACGUCGAUCCCAACGCGGUUUCUGUUUCGCAGUCCAACAUGAUGGACUGCGCGGCGCUGAACUGCCUGCAGUGCAAAACCUUCACCAACAUGACCUGCACGGUGUGCUUGGCCUACACUUUAGGGCGCCCGGAAUUUUUCUGCAUGCACAACGAGGACGUGUGUGCGGAUUUGCGAUACGCAAGACCUUUCACCGAUUCGGUGGAAAUUAACGGUCAGUGCCCGGACGAGGAGUUGCGGUUGAUUAUCGGCGACAACAAUUUAGGCGUCGUUAUCUUGUGUAAAAACGUCCCCACCCCAUAGUCACGUUGGUAAAUCUGCAACACAAAUCUUCAAGUUUUGGGAGUUUUGCAUGACAAGUUUCCAUCUGUAGCGUCGUGCUGUCUAGCAAAGUCAGCCGCAUCAGAAAGCCAGCCUCUCAUCCUGUUUACAGCAUGACAAAGUCCAAAACACGAUUGGAAAUGCCUCUCAUGCAGAUCCGCAUUACAAAUGUUCCUGUCAUUGCAUAUUUGCAUCACAACUCUGGAGUGGGGACGUUUUUACUCAGGAUAGUCGUCCCCGUGAAUAUCACCGUGAACACGACCGCGCCGAAGGACUGGAAGAACCCGAUCGUCCCGGACAUUUUCACCCCGCAGUACCUUUAUCACAAGGAAAAACCCCCCCUCCCCAUAUCAAACGGAAGUUUCUGAUGCUGGAUUUGCGUAUACAAAUCAGGUUUGUCUUGCAGUAGAGGACUGCAGGCCCCUGCCAAGCCUGAGUAGAGAGGUUUUGGCCUAGGCGUUUAGCAUGAGAAACUUCUAUGCUGUAGGCCCAACAGCAUCACAAACCGCCUGCAUAAUGCGGCAGAGCCUGUGGAGUUGUCUUCUUGCAAGACAGACGCGAUUUGUGGUCUCAAAUCAGCAAGACAAAUUUUCGGAAACAUACAUUUUCGAUAUGGGGAGGGGGGAUUUUUCCUCUCAAUAACCUUCCCUACAUUUUCGGGGGUAUCUCCGCGCCGUUCGUCGUCUUCAUCGUGUUCUUCAUUUACGGGAGGUACCGGAAGAUGAUCGAACGGUUAAAAACCUUCAACGCCGACGGCAUGGCGAAUCCGGAGGUGGCGCAAGGGGAUUUCACCAAGUUGAAAAGGGUAGAAAUUCAUCAGGUUUAUUUUCAAAACAGCAUCCAGAAUGUUGAAGUGUUUUUUACUCCAGUCGUGCCUGCAUUGAAGAUUCUCAUCCAUCAAAUCACUGGUGUAUCUCUGGGUCACAAGAAGUGCAGCUUACUACUCUGAUGUCACUUCUCAUCACCGCAGGACAGACCAGAUUUGUUGUACUGUUGCUAAACUUACAAAAAUCUUCAAAAUUCACCAAAAACAAUAUACUACUUUCAGUUCUUCGUCGAGUUUUUGGAGGAUUUCCUGGAAAAGUCGAAGCAGAGCUUAUCAAGGAGAAAAAUCCCCCCUCCCCAUAUCAAAACGGAAAUCUGUGAUGCAGCUUUGUGGCCACAAAUCAGCUUUGUCAUGCUGGAAGGGAAGAGCUGCGGACUAUAGUGCUGACUGGCGCAGGAAUGCCAUGCGUCUUCAGCAUGACAGCAAGCAACUGGAAACGGGAAACAGCAUGACAAAUUUCCUCCAAACGAGGGAACAACUGCGUCUCUUAGCCUUCUAGCAAUACAAAUCGACUUGUGUACUGAAAUACAGCAAUACAAGUCUCGUUUUCGAUAUGGGGAGGGGGGUUUUUCCUCACAAUAGGGGUGGGACGAGGAGAUCCAGGAUUUGAAAGAGUUCGAGCACCGCAGUAUCCCAUGUAAAAACGUCCCCACCCCAGAGUCAAGAUGGGAAAUCUGCAACACAAGUCUCCAAGUUCUGGGAGUUCUGCAUGGCAAGUUUCUAUCUGCAGUGUAAUGCUGGUUAGGAAGGAAAUCCGCAUGAGAAAGCCACUUUCCCAUCCUGUUUGCAGCCCUACAAAUCCCAAAACACGAUUGGAAAUGCCUCUCAUGGAGAGGCGCAUUACAAACGUUUUCUGUAAUUGUACAUCUGCAUGACAACUCUGGGGUCGUGGGGACGUCUUUGCACAGGAUACGCAGCGAAAAGUGCCGGCGGCAGUUGGCGGUGUUCCGCAAAACACUGAAAUUCCGGCGGGAGAACAUGAUCUCCGCGAAGCAUCUGAACCUGAUCGCGAAGUACAUGCGGGUCAUGCCCUACCUCUGCCUCCACCUCCACUGCGACUGGUACGAGUCCGACGAGAAGACGCUGCAGGCGCUCUGCAACGUGAUCCGCCUGAGUUUCUCUUCCGAGUCGCUGAAGUUGUACAAGAUCAAGUGCCGGGUCUCGUUCGAGCACGACACGCUGAAAUUUCCCCCUUCCAUGAACGCGCAGGGGCGAUCCUCCGUGGACGACAUCGCGGAAUUGCUGUUUUUCAACCCCAGUGUGAACCGUUUGAAGGUGAUGAACGCGAUGGACAUUCGGCUGGAGAAAAAGCAACGGGAGAAGUCCGCGUGGUACCGCCAGUAUUACCGAAAGUACGUCGCGCCAACACUGGACGGCAUCGUCCCCGGAGCUUCCGGCAGACGCGGCUCCCGGGGCAACUACAAGGUGUCGCCCGAAGACGAUUCGGAGUCGUUGCAACUAGCGAUAGAAAACGGGGAGGCGUUCAUCGACGAAGCGACCGGCGAGGUUGUUUACACCGACGAGGCGGAUGCGAUGCACCACAACAAAAAGGAGCGGAGAAACAACCAAAAGAACAGUCUACUGACGAUCAUCACCGGGGAAAACCCCUGGGACCCGGUGGAUUUGUACAAAUUGCGGCAAUUGACGACCGGCCGGGUGUAUGAACUGCAAAAGUAUCGUACUCGUAUAAAUGCAUGACAAAUUCCCUCCGCAUGAGAAAUAAAAUUUGUAAUGCGGAUUUCCCUAGAGAAAAGAAUUUGUAAUGCAAGCCUUGCAUUUAUACGAGUACGAUACUUUUGCACAGGAUAGGGUGGACACGAAGGAGAUGAACUUCGGACUCAUCGGGUCGUGCUGCUACUUUAUGGAUUGUAAAAAUGUCUGGGUCUGGAAGAUUCUUACAUUUGUCAUGCAUGUCUGACAUGACUCGAGAAUCUGUGAUGCAUGGGUACGAAAAGGCUCUCUGAUCUGUCAUGUAAAAACGUUGUUUCUCAUGCGGAAUACGCAACACAUAGCAGCUCAAAAAUUUGUCAUGCCUGGCUGCGUAUUGCAGUCCAGCUAUCAUCCACUUUUAGCAUUACAAGUUUCCAGACCCAGACAUUUUUACAUUUGAUAUACUUGGGCGCUUUAAAAGCGUUGCGGAACUUGCGGGUGCUGCGGUUGAGAGAUUGCAAUUUGAACGACGGCGUGGCGGACACGUUGUUAAAGUUGCUGAAGCGGUGCAAGUUGGUGCAACUCGUUCUGUCCAACAACUAUUUCGGAGAUGCGUUGAUGAAGAAGAUGAUCGUCUACUUCGAGGACCGCGCGCAUUCCGAGGAUUUGAAACUCUUGCAAGUCGACAAAAACAUGAUCCGGGGAAACGGUUUUCGCGAGUGGCGGUCCGACGAUUUCGAGGAGCAGAUCACCAUCGACGAACUCUGUCUCGGCACGGAGUUCUUCGGCAACCCCUUGCUCGGGGAUAAGGGCGUAACGAAUCUGGUCCGGUCUUUGCAAUUCGAGAUUGAGCAGUUCAAGUUGGACCAGGUGAAGAAACCAACGGAUGAAGACGACGCGGAGAACAGCUUCUCCGACGAAUCCGCCGGGAACAACUCGCCGAACAACGCGAAAGCGAAAAAGAAAUUUCAGAUCAAGAAGCUGAUGCGCAAGGUCGCACGACGAAACCAGCGAGGGACCAGUCAGGACGCCAAGAAAUUGGAACAAACGCAGCAGUCGAGCUCCAGUGAGGAACCGCAGAAGAAAAAGGAGGACGACCCGCAGCCGAUCGCGAAGCCGGUCAAGUGGAAGUUCAAGUGUCUCCGGGCGUUGCGGCUGUGCCACUGUCGGCUGACGGUGAAGGGCGCAAAAGCCGUCGCGAACUACAUCUGCCAUCCCUCGGCGCUGCCGUUAAAGAUCCUCGCUUUGGACGGCAACGCGAUCAAGGACGACGGGCUGGAGUUUUUGAUGAAGGGGUUUUGCCAGCGGUUGAAGAUCCGGCAGGGCGGGGCGCACGCCGCGACCGCGGCGCAGGCGAAAAAAGUGGUGUCGGAUUUGGAUGAUAUUGACGAGGAGGAACAGAAGCGGUUGGAUGAGGAGAACGAAGACAAGGAGUUUGAAAUGGCGGCGGCCGCGGGUACCUCCAUGCUGGAUAUGGACAUCACCGAGGAAUACGUGUUGCACCAAUGCGAGAGAAAAGCGGUGGGUGCGGAUCCCGUGUUGGAGGAGCUAGGGUUAAACGACUGCUUGCUGACCGACGCGAGUCUGAACAUGCUGAUGAUCUUCAUCCGGACAGAGAGGUUGGAUCUGGUAAUAUCAAAAGGAAAAAUCUCCCCUCCCCAGAUCAAAAGGAAAUUUCUUAUGCUGGAUUUGCGUACACAAAUCAAAUCUGUGUUGCAGUAUAGGAUUGCAGUCCAUAUCAAGCCUAAGUGGAAGGGUUUUGACGUAGACGCGUAGCACGGAAAAUGUGUACAUUGUAGGCCGCAUGGCAUCACAAACCGCCUGCAUCUGUGGCGGAGUCGCUGGAUUGGCCUUCUUGCAAUACAGAGACGAUUUGUGGUCGCCAAUCAGCAUCACAAAUUUUCAGAAGUGCCCGUUUUUGGUAUCGAGAGGGGGGACUUUUCCUCACGAUAGGUAAGACUGGGCGGAAUGAACCCGAUGUCGACGCAGAUGCGGAAAGACAUUCACAUAUCCUGAGUAAAAACGGCCCCACCCCAUAGUUGUCAUGCAGAUUUGCGAUUACAGGAAGAUUUGUAAUGCGCAUCUCCAUGAGAGAGAGAGAGAGGCAUUUCCAAUCACGUUUUGGAAUUUGUAAUGCUGUAAACAGGAUAAGCAGAUGAAUUUGUGAUGCGGCUGCACUUGCUAAACUGCACUACACUACGGACUGGAAUUUGUCAUGCGUGGCUCCCAAAGCUUCUGGGUUUGUAUUGCUAAGUAUGGGGUAAGGACGUUUUUACAUAUGAUAUCACAACCACAACAUGGAGGUUGCGAAGAUCCGGAACGUGAACCGCGGAUAUCCUGUGCAAAAGUAUCGUACUCGUACAAAUGCAAGUUUAGCAUUACAAAUCUUUUUCUUGAGGGAAAUCUGCAUUACAAAUUUUAUUUCUCAUGCUGGGGAAAGUUGUAAUGCAUUUAUACGAGUACGAUACUUUUGCAGUGCAUAGCGGAUUCAUCACCGCAAAAGUACCCGUGAUGUUCUAGGGAGGAGGAGGAGGUGGUUGGCUGAAGAUGUUGGACUGAUAAGGCGCGGAAAAAGUGCUACUGCUUGUACUUUACCAUGUAGUACACUAGAGCUUCAAGAAAAAGAAUUCAAAAACUGCAAAUCCAAAUUUUCUUUACUUAUCAAUCUAUCACGAGCGACUGAUUUUUUGACACUGACGGAACUAACCGUGUACCGAGCUUUUACUUUAAUUUACUUUACUUCGCAAGAUGAAAAUCUGUUAUACCUCAAAAACGCUUAGAAUCUUGAUAAUAGAUACGCAUUUAGACCAGAAGAACUAGUAACACCCGAAUCGUACUACCGAUUCUGGGCCUGUCGUUCCUAUCGUGCUCUACCACCAAGGGCCGCAGGGUAGUAAGCACAUUCAUCUUCAGUAAGCAAGAUAUACAGAAUCAGCGCUGUCGUGCGCGGAAGUGAUAAACCAAUCGUGCAAGAAGCGCGUAGCAGAGAGCUGCAUUUAUGCUUUUGAACAACAGAAAGCUCCUUUGCUAAGGGAAAUAAGUACCUUUUCAAGCGUGCAUGAGAAGAAAAAGACUACAACAACCGAUGAAGUUUGUUAAGAAUUUACCCUUGGAGAAGUCGUGCAAGCCUUAAUACAGUUCCAGUACAAAAUCAAACAAAUCAACGUCAAUCUAGACCCAAUUUUUUACCAAUUCUUCAACAAAGUAAGCGCCCAGAACUUUACGAAUCGCGUAUUAGAAUUUUAUCACCAUGUGCUUUAGGGUGAUAAAGUACAGUAAGUAUUUACGAACUCUGCUCCUGCAUUAAGGAGGGAGGAGGGACAAGAAGAAGAGAACAGCUAAGUAGCUAGCCCCUGCUCGUCUCGCCCUCGCGUUGACCACAGCGAGACACUUGCACCAAGCAGAGUUUGGUGCAUACCACUCUGCUUGAGGACGAAAUAGGAGAACACGAGGUGAGUACAACUUAGCAGUCGGCGCUACCUCCAGAUGAACUCUACCCAGAUGAUGACCUGUAUUUGCUGUUUUUCAAAAAUUUGUAUAUAAUUGCUGUGAAAUUAGACAAAAA